AUGAGCACUGUCAAGGCUCCUGUCUGGGAGACCCAGCAUGAAGGGCCCGAAGGGACUGGACACAUGCCAGGAGUAGAAGCAAGGGGUCCUCCCCAGGAGUGCUCCCUGGAUCCUCCUUCCAAGGCUAAGGUUGAGCCCUUUGAAUUCCAAGCACAAGCACAUCCAUAUGUGUCUCCUGUGCAGAAAGGGACCCUUACUGCACCUGCCAGUGAGGGUGACCAAAGGCUGGUCCAGAUACCAGAGCCUGAAGUCAAAAUGAGGAAAGCUAGUUUGAUUGACCAGAGAAUGGACAGAUGGAGACGGCGGACUCUACCCCAUGAUGUGAAAUUUGAUGCAUUUGGUUUCCUCACCCCAAAGAACUUGUCGAAGGUGGAGGAGAGACAGACUGAUUAUUUGACUCACACACCUGGUGCCUUAAAAAAACCUCAGCUAUCCCCCAAUAGGGUAGAGAUCCAGGAGGUGAACCCAGGUGCUUUACAGGACCAGACUGUCUCAGUGGUAAAGCAAGGGUCACCUGUGGAACCCAAGGCAACAUUUUUUGCAGUAACCUAUCAGAUUCCUGAUAUUCAAAAGGCAAAGGGUGUUGUUAUGUCAGGGCUUGACAACUUGCUGGAACAUUCUAGAAAAAUCACUCCACCUUCCUCUCCUCAUUCUUUCACAUCAACUUUGGUUUCUCUUAACCAUGAAGAGCCACUGGAGGCAGUGGGCAGUAAAAACUGGACUAAGGGAAGAGUGCAUGAAAAUGUAAGUGUUUCAAAAAUUCUGAAGCCGACAGAGCGCCCAUCAUCUGUUGGGGACAAGAUUCUGGAAACUUCUAGGGAAAAAGUCAUCAACGUGGAUGCUUUAUGGCAUCAUCCAGGAUCUGAAGAUGGCACUGGUUUUCAGAACAAUUGGAAGGAUACUGGAAGCAGGAUGUCCCCUAGCAACACUGCUCCGAAAACUACCCCGACUUUGAAGAAUCGUCCAAAGGAUCUCGUUAGAAGGAGGACAGAAGUGAUCAGUGAGACAUUCCCAGGCAAGAUCAAAGAUGGCUACAGAUUGAGUGUGCUGGACAUUGACGCGCUGAUGGCUGAGUACCAGGAGCUGUCUAACAAAGUCCCUGGCGAGGCUCAGGAGUGGAAGGAGAGCCGGACUUUGGUGCCCAGCAGCUCGCCUUGGGAGAGGCCAGGUAGGGUGGGACAGAGGAGGAGGAGCCUGAAGGACACCUCCGAAGCAGAGGGUCUCCGGAAACAAGCUGCUCCAGAAACAAAGCACAGCUCUCCUAGUUCAGGCAGGCAGCCGGCAGAGACCCUAGGGGCAGUCACGAACACCAAAGCCAGCUCUCCUUUGUGGGCUCUGCCACAGGGGACUCCUUCUGAGAGGUAUUCAGGGGUCUCUUCUGUCUCUGAAGGCUCCAGGAAAAAAGGCUUAGGAAUUACAGAGGAAGACAACAAUGCCUUUGCCAGUAAACAUCACAAUGCAAAGUGUCCAAACGACCCAGCUGAGUUGAAGAAGCCCUUUGGUCGGGAGGAUCUGGGAGGGAGGGUCAGAGUGUCACCCAAAUCACCCCCUGCUGACUGGAAGAAAGGGAGCCUGAGGAAAUCUGCUGAGUGGGGAGAGGAAGACAUUGUGGCCCAGUGGGGAGACCACCCACGUGACUGUGGCAGGUCGCCCAUGGAUGUCAAGAGGGCCUAUUCAGAGAAGGGGCCCCCUGCCAUGAUUCGAGAUGGUCUGUCCAUCAUGCAUGAAGCCAGAGAGAGGAGGAGAGAGCAGCCCGAAGAGAGACACAGCCUCCCGGGGCAGAGUUCAAAAGCCAAACUGGGGCCCUCCUGUUGGGAGUCAGGGAUUCCAGAUGGUCACAAGGACCAGCUGAAGCAGUGUUUCUCCAGACGAACCCCGCAGGCCAAGGACACAGACACCCUCGUGCAUGAAGCCGACAGCCAGUAUGGGACAUGGACAGACCAGCGCCAGAGCAGGGAGAGCUCAGCCCCGGGGUCCCCAGACAGCAGUGUCACAUCGACACAGAAACAGCCCCCCAGUAGCCGCUUGUCUUCUCUGUCCUCCCAAACGGAGCCCACCUCAGCUGGCGACCAGUACGAAUACUCCAGGGACCAGCAGAGCACUAGUGUGGACCGUUCCAGCACUGACCUGGAAUCUACCGAUGGAACAGAGGGGCCACUCCCACUGGACUCCUGCCCCGCAAAGAGAGUGGAUGACUUCUCCUUCAUUGAUCUCACCAUGGCCAAACAGUUGCAGGCCCCAAGACUCAAUGGGAUCGACCACAAUCCCUGGGUGGAAUUUGUCAAACUGUCCAGUGAACCUGGCGUUGUGAACUUGGGGCAGGGAUUCCCUGACUUUGCACCCCCAAAAUACGCUUUGGAAGCCUUUCCAUGUGCUGUCAGUGGGGACUUCAUGCUCAACCAGUACACCAAGGCAUUUAGUUACCCACCACUGACAAAGAUCCUGGCAAGUUUCUUUGGGAAGCUGCUGGGCCAGGAGGUGGACCCACACAAGAAGGUGCUGGUGACUGUGGGAGCCUAUGGGGCCCUGUUCACAUCCUUCCUGGCCCUGGUGGAUGACGGCGAUGAGGUCAUCAUCAUCAAACCCUCUUUCGACUGUUAUGAGCCCAUGACAUUGAUGGCAGGGGGUCGCCCUGUGUUUGUGUCCCUGAAGCCGAGUCCCAUCCAGGAUGGGGAACUGGAUUCCAGCAGCAACGGGAAGCUGGACCCCACGGAGCUGGCCAGCAAAUUCAGCCCUCACACCAAAGCCCUGUCCCUCAACACACCCAUUAACCCGCUGGGAAAGGUGUUAUCCAGGGAGGAGCUGGAGCUGGUGGCCAUCCUGUGCCAGCAGCAUGGUGUGGUGUGCAUCACUGAUGAAGUCUACCAGUGGCUGGUUUAUGACGGCCACAAGCACGUCAGCAUUGCCAGCUUCCCUGGCAUGUGGGAACGGACCUUGACCAUCGGCAGUGCUGGCAAGACCUUUAGUGUCACUGGCUGGAAGGUGGGCUGGGUCUGGGUCCUGGGUCCAGAUAACAUCAUGAAGCACUUGCAGACCAUACACCAAAACUCUAUCUUCCACUGCCCCACGUAGGGCCAGGUUGCAGUAGCCUGGAGCUUUGAGCGGGAGCAGGCGCACUUCGGCCAACCCAAUAGCUACAUUGUGGAGCUCCCACAGGCCAUGCUGCGCAGGCGUGACCACAUGAUCUGCAGCCUGCAGUCAGUGGGCCUGAAGCCCGUGAUCCCCCAGGGCAGCUACUUCCUCAUCACAGACAUCUCAAACUUCAAGAGAAGGAUGCCUGACUUGCCUGGCACGGCAGAUAAGCCCUACGACAGCCACUUCGUCAAGUGGAUGAUCAAGAACAAGGGCUUGGAGUCCAAACCUGUGUCCAUCUUCUACGGCGAGCCUCAUCGGAAACUCUUUGAGCACUAUAUCUGCUUCUGUUUUGUGAAGGAUGAAUCUAUGCUCCAGGUCAUGGAUGAGAAGCUGCAGAAGCGGAAGGCUGAACUCAAGCCCUGAUGCCACCUCCUGGGCCCUGACCCUUCUAGUCCCUACACACUCUUGUCUCUUUCUAGGUCAGGGGAAGAUGGUGCCAGGAGAUUCCUUCUCUGUGACACAGAGUGUUCCCAGGGAAGAGCCCCCUCCUUGGACUUGGGGAAGUCAGGUGUCCCCUCCCCACAGUGCCUAUACUCCUGUCCCCAAGGUGAGGAGACCUGACCUGACCUCUUCCUGCCCCUAUGUGGGGUCAAGUCACAGUGCCUUGGGUUGCUUCUGGUCUUCCCAGUGUGGCUGGACUGACAGGGCAGAGUCCCUCAGUGUGCCCAGCCUCAUGUUGCCAGCCCUGCAUGCCCUAGCUAAGGCUCAGGCAUAACCUCUGCCUGUCCUAUCUGAUCUUGACCUUGGGAAGUUGCUUUUAGUCUUGAUUCCUCAAGCCACUCAUUUCUACCCAUAAUAAAAUUUUAAGUUACUUAAACAUUAAAAAAAAAAAAUACUUCUAGAUACAAAAGUCCAAAUCUUCAAAGGUAUAUGUAAUUUUCAUUGUGACUCAAAAUCAAUAAGCCUUUUAUAGCUUAACAAUGAUACAGAAAGUACAUCCAAAGAAGCUGGAAAGAUGUAUGUAGUCCCCUUGGAGAUGUGAAAUCUGUCCCAAGAUAGCCUGAGAAAGUAACGGCUCUCAUUGUUAACCAGGCAAGGAAGGUGGAGACAAUUAAAGUCCCCUGGGAGCUGGCAAGUGACAAGAGAGACUGUGUGUCUCUGAUUCCUACCCUAUUUUCCCGAAAAUGAGUGUGCUCCCAAAGAUGUGCUAGGUCUUAUUUUCAGGGGACGUCUUAUCUUUCCUGUAAGUAGGUCUUAUUUUCAGAGGAUGUCUUAUUUUCGGGGAAGCGGGGUAGCAGGUUGGCCAGUGGCACGAUGCCGCAAGCCUGUCAACAUGUGACCCCUGGCUAGCAGAGACCAAAAGGAAUAUUUUCAAUGGUCACAAAACCAAGCUCUUGAGACCCAAAGCAAGCUGGAAGAAGAAUCUUAUGAUUUUCCUCCUUAAACCACAAGAAAGACAGAGGCAAGGAAACCAUGCACUAUUACUGGGAGGCUGUGGAUCACCAGCCAAUGUGCGCCCAGAACCAAAUUCACAAGUGCGAUAUUAAGUAAUUCAAACUUUAAGCUGUUGGAACUUCCAGUUAUUCCGAGCCUUGAGAGGAAUGUGGCUGUGUAGCUUGAGUCACAAUGUAUGCAUCACGACUUCUGCUUUUUCUUAUAAAUGAUUAGAAAUGACAGAGUGGUGCCCAAGAUAAGAUCCCCUCAGAACAUUACUCUUAUUAAUGGAAUGUUAAAGCAGUUUUCCUUGGAAUGUAACAAAUGUACAAAUCAAAUUGCUGUAACUUCUGGCCUUCUAUGGAAACCAUUGUAAACCUGCUAGAACUUUCCAAACUCCCACUUUGGAUCACUAUGCUAUCUCUUUGGGGUCUAUACGUAUUUCUCAGGUGGUUACUUCAAACUUUGCACUUGAAUACACUCUAUAUUUAAUAAUAUUUUCUGAAUCUCAUUAUUUAAAGUUGACAAAAAGAUCAUAAUUCAAAGAAACAAUUCCCCAGGAGAAAAUACAUGACAACUAAAUACCUUAAUUUUCCGGUUUCAGAAGUUUGUCGUGAAUUUAUUUAUUUAUUUAUUAUUAUUAUUAUUUUUGUACAGACAGAGUCUCACUUUAUGGUCCUCAGUAGAGUGCCGUGGCCUCACACAGCUCACAGCAACCUCCAACUCCUGGGCUUAAGUGAUUCUCUUGACUCAGCCUCCCAAGUAGCUGGGACUACAGGCGCCCGCCACAACGCCCGGCUAUUUUUUGGUUGCAGUUUGGCCGGGGCCGGGUU
Messenger RNA from Nycticebus coucang (slow loris), 5342 nucleotides. RefSeq lists its product as uncharacterized. Gene Ontology annotation, biological process: biosynthetic process. Lineage: Eukaryota; Metazoa; Chordata; Mammalia; Primates; Lorisidae. Gene Ontology annotation, molecular function: pyridoxal phosphate binding; L-kynurenine:2-oxoglutarate transaminase activity. The record is from RefSeq and is a predicted model, not a curated record. Gene Ontology annotation, cellular component: mitochondrion; cytoplasm.